UACUGCUUAUGACAUUGUUAUCUAUGAUGGAACACAAUAAAUCAUAAUCUAAUAUAAAUCUCAUUAUUAAUUUUGAUAACAUUUAAAGGAAUAAAAUACCUGUUUAUAAAACAUGGAAAAUAUUUCAUUAGCUUUAUCUAUGGAACACUUCAAUGACAGCAACAACAAUACUGACAACAGUUCGGACAUACCGCCGGAGCCGCCGCUCUACAUUGUCCUCACGUCUACAUUAUUGUAUGUUCUCAUUUUCCUAGUCGGUAUCCUAGGAAAUAUUCUUGUCAUCAUAGUUAUCACGUUCAGCCACUCUAUGAAGACAACUGUAAACAUGUACUUGAUGAACUUAUGUGUCGCUGACAUACUUGUAAUUAUUGUGUGUAUGCCGACAGCACUUGCAGAUAUAUUUACCAAAGAAGUGUGGUAUUUUGGAGAGGCAAUGUGUAAAGCAGUACCCUUUCUGGAGCAUGUAGUGGCUAAUGCGUCAGUGUUGACAAUUCUUGCUAUAAGUAUAGAAAGAUACAGAGUUGUAUGUUAUCCUCUAGAGGUAAGAAAUGAAGAAAUAUUCAGAGUAUGGAAAGUUGUCGCCGUGAUCUGGGUGCUAUCAGUUGGAUUCAGUUUACCUUGGUUGUCUAUUCCAAUUGUUAAGAAUUCACAAUUUUUAGAUGGAACGCCAAUACAGGUAUGCAGAAUCCCUAUCAUCUAUCUGUGGCAGGAAAUAUUCAUCGUAGUACUGGCUUUUCUAUUUUUCCUCCUACCGUGCAUUACUCUGUUUCUGCUAAAUUGCCAUCUUUGCAGGGUACUCAACCAAGCCAGUGAUUAUGAAAUGAAUAUUCAUCAGUCUGGGAAUGAUCGGCGAAAACGCCAAAAUCAAGUGGCAAAUAUUAUUGCAUCAAUAGUCACAGUAUUUUUCAUAUGUCAUCUUCCGUUUCGAAUUGCAGGACUUUGGUUGUCAUUUGCAGACCCUAACACAAUAGGACGUCUUGGGUUAGAGCGUUAUUUAGGGAUUGUGUAUUCUACAAGGAUCUUGUUUUAUUUGAAUCAUGCAUUGAAUCCUGUUGUAUAUAACUUUGUUUCUACAAAGUUCAGAUGCGCUUUGAGGGACCUCUUUGCCAAUACAAUAUGCUCGAGAGUUUGUAAUCUGAUGAUAAGUCAAAAACAAAAGGUUGUCACCGCUACUGCUACAACCAAAUUAACUGUUAGAAAAAACACAAGUCUGAAAGAUCACCAAAACAAUUCGCCAGUACAUGGUCGCACCACUGUAAACGAUAAGGAUAGUGAACAUCUGCUAGACAAAGAAUAUAAACUUAAGAUAAAUUUUGAUGAUAAACGAGUUGCUAUAAAGUUUAAUUUUGUACGCCAAGCAGAGGAGGUAUAAAUCAUAUUCAUUUUGAAUGUAUGUGUCAAUAUCAUCAUUGCAGGAGUUAUUGUUUGUAAUUAUACAUAUAUGUACAUUUAGUGAAUCAUAUAA
This is a messenger RNA of Ruditapes philippinarum (Manila clam), 1465 nucleotides long. Its product is annotated as neuromedin-U receptor 2-like. Lineage: Eukaryota; Metazoa; Mollusca; Bivalvia; Venerida; Veneridae. Bases 113 to 1372 code for a protein of 419 amino acids. The transcript is spliced from 4 exons. The record is from RefSeq and is a predicted model, not a curated record. Gene Ontology annotation, cellular component: plasma membrane. Gene Ontology annotation, biological process: G protein-coupled receptor signaling pathway. Gene Ontology annotation, molecular function: G protein-coupled receptor activity.